Striga hermonthica is the source of this 1020-nucleotide messenger RNA. The record is from the annotation of a GenBank genome assembly. NCBI's taxonomy places the organism in Eukaryota, Viridiplantae, Streptophyta, Magnoliopsida, Lamiales, Orobanchaceae.
AUGCUGGGAAGGUUUGAUACGAGUAGGAACAAGUUUUCCGGAGUGCUGCCUUCGUGUAUCAACAAGUUAUUGAAUUUAACGGAGCUUCGCAUGCAGGGCAAUAACUUUAGCAGUGAGAUCCCAACGAAUAUUGGUGAUUUAGUUCAGCUAACAGAGCUGGAUUUGCAGGAAAAUCGAUUUUCCGGAAUCAUACCAUCCGAGCUGGGGGAAUUGCCUCACCUGACAUACUUGAACCCUUCAAAUAAUAUGCUCUCAGGGGUGAUUCCGGAAGAGCUCGCCAAACUGAAGAUAAUCGUGUUCGACAAAGGUGCGAUUGGCGAAGAGGAUGUACUGGCCUCAUUGAAAGCCGAGAAUGUAAUCGGGUCCGGAGGAUCCGGUGUCGUUUACAAAGUCGUGCUCAAGAGUGGGCAAGAAGUGGCGGCAAAAAAGCUGUGGGAGGCAAAUUUGGAAGAACCUGAGCAGGUGUUCCGGUCGGAAAUUGAGACCAUGGGAAAUAUUAUGCAUCUAAAUAUAGUGAAGUUGCUAUUUAGCUGCAUUAGUGAAGAUUAUAGGAUAUUGGUGUACGAGUACAUGAAGAACGGGAGUUUGAGGGAUGUUUUGCAUGGGGAGGGAGGUGGAGUUUUACUCGAUUGGCCUAAACGGUUUGCCAUUGCAGUUGGGAUGGCCCAAGGGCUCGCGUAUUUACACCACGGCUGUGUGCCUGCAAUUAUGCACAGGGAUCUAAAGUCCAACAACAUAUUGCUGGAUGAGGAGUUUAGGCCCAAAUUGGCCGACUUUGAAUACGGUUACACCAUGAAAGUCACGGAAAAGACUGAUGUCUACAGCUUCGGGAUAGUAUUACUUGAGCUACUGACUGGGAAGAGGCCGAACGAUUCCACAUUUGGAGAGAACACGAACAUUGUCGCGUGGGUAAAGGAUAUUACAGUACCAUCCAAAACACGAGGUGGAAAUCGAGAUGCUAAUAUUGCGAGUUUGAAUAAGAUGUUGGAUCCUCAAAUGAAUGCAGACACCAUAGAAUAG